This is a messenger RNA of Myotis lucifugus (little brown bat), 1464 nucleotides long. RefSeq names its product NOP2/Sun RNA methyltransferase family member 3 (gene NSUN3). Gene Ontology annotation, molecular function: methyltransferase activity. Bases 127 to 1143 code for a protein of 338 amino acids. NCBI's taxonomy places the organism in Eukaryota, Metazoa, Chordata, Mammalia, Chiroptera, Vespertilionidae. The record is from RefSeq and is a predicted model, not a curated record. The transcript has 6 exons. Gene Ontology annotation, biological process: rRNA methylation. Gene Ontology annotation, cellular component: mitochondrial large ribosomal subunit.
UCGCGAGAAGUUGAAAGUACGUCAAGGAAGGGAAUUCCGGCGGAACGCCGAAGCCGUGCGCUUUUGGUUCCCUGGUGCUUUAGAUGUUGGACGGUGGAGACCUCUUGUUUGGCAUCUCCUGGCGGGAUGAUGUUGGCCCGGCUGACAGCAAAACCAGAGAGGAAGCUUGCCAAACAGCUUUGCAAAGUGGUACUGGACCAUUUUGACACACAGUAUUCCAGAGAACUUGGAGAUGCCUGGAGCGCAGCAAGGGAUAUCUUAAUAUCUCCAUCAUGCUGGCAACAUGCUGUUCUUCUUAACCGAUUCAAUUACCCUUUUGAACUGGAAAAGGAUUUACAUUUCAAGGGCUAUCACACACUCUUUCAAGGAUCUUUACCCUAUUAUCCUAAAUCAAUGAAGUGUUAUCUUAGCAGAAUUCCCCACCGGAUACCUUCAGAAAGACACCAAAUUGGAAACCUAAAAAAAUACUAUCUCCUGAAUGCUGCCUCUCUUCUCCCAGUACUGGCUCUUGAAUUAAGGGACGGAGAGAAGGUUCUGGAUCUGUGUGCUGCUCCUGGAGGCAAAUCAAUCGCUCUGCUGCAGUGUGCUUGUCCAGGUUAUCUUCAUUGUAAUGAGUAUGAUAGUCUGAGGUUGAGGUGGCUGAGGCAGACGUUAGAAUCUUUCAUCCCGGAGCCUUUGGAAAAUGUAAUUAAAGUGUCUGAAUUGGAUGGCAGAGAAAUGGGAGAUGCCCAGCCUGAAAAGUUUGACAAGGUGUUAGUUGAUGCUCCAUGUUCAAAUGAUCGAAGUUGGUUGUUCUCUUCUGAUUCUCAGAAGGCAGCCUGUAGGAUAAGCCAAAGGAGAAAGUUGCCGGUUCUACAGAUAGAACUCUUAAGGUCUGCAAUUAAGGCGUUGCGUCCUGGAGGAUUACUUGUGUACUCUACAUGCACACUUUCCAAAGCAGAAAAUCAGGAUGUGAUCAGUGAAAUUUUAAAUUCCUGCAGUAAUAUCAUGCCUGUGAACAUAGAGGAAAUGGCAAGGACUUGCUCCCAAGACUUCGCAUUUGCUCCCACUGGCCAGGAGUGUGGACUUUUGGUGAUUCCAGAAAAGGGCAAAGUGUGGGGCCCAAUGUACGUAGCCAAACUGAAGAAAUCGUGGACUGUGUGAACUUGGUGAUGUGCACUUUGGAAACUGUGUCCGUGUACUAUUGUAUUUAUUUUUCUGGGCUUUCUACAUGUGAGCAUUUAAAUAAUUAUGGAGCCAGUUUCCCUGGAUCUGUUUUGGAAUCCAGGAUGCUAGUUUUGGAUGCUAGUUAAUACUCCAGCAUCUCAGAGUUUAGGCUUGAGAAUUUUCCAGGUGUAUAUUUUUCCUAGAAAUACAUCUACAGCAGUGAUUUAAGGUGGUGCAGAUGGUGUUUGUUCUGUAUAAUAAAAUUGCUGUCUUUUACUUGGCAUUUUGUAGUUAAAUUAAUCUACAAGGUUUUGUGCA